Molecule: messenger RNA, 1536 nt
Organism: Parasteatoda tepidariorum (common house spider)
Lineage: Eukaryota; Metazoa; Arthropoda; Arachnida; Araneae; Theridiidae
Source: RefSeq, a predicted model, not a curated record
GAUAUAGAACGUUCUAAACUUGUCCUGGCAGUUAUUAGUGACUGUUACAAACUCACGGCAGUUAUAAAAAUAGCAUAUUAUUUGAUGAAAAAAGCAUAAUUUCAUAUGAUGACGAAGCCUUUGAAAAAUAACCUUCAAAUCCCAUUUUGCGAAAAAAGUGCAUAAAUUUAUACUGCAAAAUUACCAACUAAGUUACAAAUCGAAACAAAUAUCAAAGUUUUUAACUGUAGGACUAAAGAUGAUCUUUAUUUUGCCAUGAUGCAAAUUGUAACAACUGGAUUUUAUUACUCGUUAAAACUUCGUUUAGAAAAAAAGAAAUAAAAGGAGAACGAUGCCAUACAAAAAAUAAUUUAUUUAUUUUGUUUACAAUAUUUACAAUGAAAGCAAUAAAAAAAAUGAUGUUUGUUUGGCUCUUUCGUUAAAAAUCUUGCUUCUGUUUACCUGCAAGUAGAAAAAGAAGGAUGUUAAAGAAGUUGGUCUCAAUCAUUCUAAGAGAGGUGGACAUUCAUUGAAAGAGGUGUCGUCCUAAGAUAUUUCAGCUGACGAUGGGGAGUCGUCAGAAGAAACAAUUCAACUCCACGCGCGAUAAGAUGCCGGAUGUGGAGAAUGUCAAGGUGGCUGUCCGGGUCCGGCCUUUUAGCCAAAGGGAGCGCCAGAGGAAUGCCAAAAACAUAAUCUCAAUGUACGACAAGAUGACGUUUUUGAACAAUCCUGACGCACCUUCCGAAGAAUCGAAGAAAUUCACCUUUGAUCACAGUUAUUGGUCCCACGACGGAUUUCGAGAACUUGAAAAUGGGCUCAUCGUAAAAGACCCUGCGCAACCCAAUGGGGACAAAUACUGCGACCAGAUGACAGUGUUUAACGACCUAGGCAAAGGUAUUCUGAACAAUGCUUGGGAAGGAUACAACUCAACACUGUUUGCGUAUGGACAGACAAGCUCCGGAAAAUCAUGGUCCAUUGUGGGAUACGGCGUCAACAAAGGUAUCGUGCCAAUGUUUUGCGAAGACCUAUUUAAAGGAAUAGUCGACAGCAAGCAUUCUGGGGAAAAAAUUGAAUUUGAAGUUCGAUUCAGUAUGCUGGAAAUUUACAACGAAAUUGUUCGAGAUUUGUUAAAUCCAGGCCUAAGUAAGAAAAAAGGAUUAAAAGUCAGAGAACAUCCAACAAAAGGAUUUUUCGCUGAAGGAUUGAGCUCUGCCUUAGUCACAACUUACAAAGAUAUCGAAACACAACUGGAUCUGGGGACCACAAAUCGAAGCAUAGCAUCUACCAACAUGAAUGCCACAAGCAGCCGAGCACAUACCAUAGUCGGCAUAACACUUGUUCAGAAAUCAAGGAAUAUGAAAGGACAGGAAACAGCAAAGACGUCGAUGGUGAAUCUAGUAGAUUUAGCUGGCAGGUAAGUAGAUGGAGAACUUUGAAUUGUAGAUAUAGAAUAACGUGUAGAUAUAGAACUGAUAAGUAGAUGUAUGUGUAUAUAUCGAACUUAUAUAGAAUGUAGACAUAGAACUUAAAUGUAGAUAUCGAAACACCCAGAAA